Molecule: messenger RNA, 4390 nt
Organism: Cladophialophora immunda
Lineage: Eukaryota; Fungi; Ascomycota; Eurotiomycetes; Chaetothyriales; Herpotrichiellaceae
Exons: 5
Coding region: 251-4390 (1379 amino acids)
Molecular function (GO): protein binding
Source: RefSeq, a predicted model, not a curated record
UGUAGUCGUUGAUUCCGAUAUUGCCGCGACACGAUUUCUCUUGACUUCUGGAUACUGGAUAUCGAAUACUAAAUACUACGGGUACCCUACUUGUUCAUUAUUUCUCCGUGUGGCACAGUCCACUGCGCACCCCCCAGCGAGGUCGCCCGCCCAAUGAGAGAGUCUUCACGCUUGCUGUCUCUGCGCUCCGUUCCAGCUGUUGGUCCUCGAUUUGAAAUAGCACUCUCUCCCUCCUCGAUUGGCUUUCAACAUGAGCAACAAACUCCCUGAUUCUGACCAGCAAAAGGGUAUUUCGAAACCGGGUACACGCCAGACUAAGAAAGGUUUCAGGGACCGUUUUCUCAAAGCGAUUCGGCCCGACUCGCCACCUCCAGCUUCCCGGGUCAAAAGUAUCCCCCGAUCCUCACACCGUAAGGUGCUGCAAGGUCAAGGUGACAAGCACGCAGAAGAUGCCCAGAUCGCUAGUUCCUCUGCUUCGGCCGCGCCCGCAGAGGCAGAGCUGAUCAAUGUUCAAGAUAGACAGAGGAUGACAGUGGAUUCAUACAAAGACAAAGACAUGUGGGCAAGAGCUGAAGAAGAAUUGCGGAGAGACGCCCAGAAGCGCGAGAAAAUGGAAAAAUACGACCGUAUCCUUGAAGAUUAUUUCGCAUCUAAACUAAAGCCCAUUGGGACCUUGGAGAGACGGGAACAAUUUUUAGGCUUCCUCAGCUUGGAAAUCGAAAAACUCAACAGGGCUGAUAGCGAGAUUCUGCCUACGAACAAGGCCAAACGAUUCUUCAGAAGUGCUGUCGAAUCCAUCAUUGCCUCCAAGGGCAUCAUCACCGCAGCAACAGCUCCCUGUCUUCCUGCUUCAGUGGCAUGUGCGGGUGUGGUGGUUCUUUUGUCGUUCUGUGUUCAAGCUGCAGAUCAGCGACACGUUCUUUUGGAUGGCUUAAAUGCCAUCUCUGGCUCAAUCCGUCGUCUUGCCGAGUACGAGGCUCUCCUCUCAAAGGACGACAAUCAGCAAGUUGAAGAAGUCCAGAUCUUGAUUACCGUUGCCUGCCGCAAUAUUAUUGAAUUUCAAACCCGGGCAGUCUGUUUUCUGCAGCUCAACCCAGUCGAGAGCAAAAUCCGCAACAUGUUUAAGUGGGAUAGAUGGGAUGAGUUGCUGUUGGCAAUCAAAGACGCCGAAGCCAAGAUUCAAGGUUGCGCAGAGAGAAAGAGCCUGAACGUCAUUUGCAAUAUCUUUAACAAGCUUGACGAAGUCAAGACUGAGCUUAGAGGUACAAUAGACGAAGGUUUCUCGAAGGUGGCAGCGACACAGGAGGCAAUCGCUCGGAAAAAAAGUGCGAGUACUUUCCUCCGGCUCUUGUACAACAAGGCAUGUCCCUAUGAGGGCAGCAAAAACAGAAACCGUGAGCGAGUCACAGGUACAUGCGAUUGGUUCACCGAUCACGACUUGUUCAAGGGGUGGAAUUCGCCAACAGAGAAUAUUCACAAGACGUCAGGUGUUCUCUACGUCACAGCAGAUCCGGGCUGUGGCAAGUCUGUUCUAUCCAGGUAUCUUGUCGACCAGAUCCUUCCUGACGACGGGCGAACGGUGUGCUACUUCUUCUUCAAGGAUGACUUUGAGGACCAGAAGAGCUCCCUUAACGCCGUCUGCACUCUCCUCCAUCAGCUUUUUGAUCUGAAUCCCCACCUUCUGACGGACACCGUUCUUUCCAGGCAUGAUGGCCGAGGGGAAAAGUUUGUCGAGUCGUUUCCUGAGCUAUGGAAUACAUUUGUCGAUGCAGCUAGCUGCCGAGAGACUGUUUGUGUAAUCGAUGCUCUUGACGAAUGCCGAGACUCCGACAGGAGAGAGCUUAUUGACGCCAUCACUGGAACUCAGGUCCCCAAUUUGAAGUUCUUGGUAACCAGUCGACCAUACGAGCACAUACGCCGUGAAGUCUGUCGCAAAAGGAAUACUCAAAUCCCAUUGAUUCACCUACAGGGGGAUCGUGGACCCACAGCAGACGCGAUUGUACAGGAGAUUAGGCUGGUUGUGGAAAGCCGGGUUGAUGAAACCGCGGACCUUUUCAACCUAGAACCUGAUGAGCGGGAACUAAUGAAAACCCAACUGGAGUCUGUUCCAAACAGAACUUAUCUGUGGAUCACUCUCGUUUUCGAUGGCUUGAUGGACAGCAAACGUGGCCUCGACAAAAGCGACAUUAUGGAUUUAACAAGGAAGCUCCCACAGUCCGCUAACGAUGCUUAUGAGAAGAUCUUGAUGAAAUCCCUGGAUCCUGGAGAGGCAAGGAGACUUUUGCAUGUCAUCUUAGCCGCAAAAAGACCGUUGUCUCUAACGGAGAUGUCGAUUGCAAUGGCAUUCAAAGGUGUAGACUGCGAACGACAGCGUACCUCUGCCGAAGGCAGGAUCAUACCAGAGAGCAGAAUGAGGGGACAUCUUCGAGAUAUUUGUGGUCUUUUCGUCGCCGUCGUCGAUAACAAAGUCUACUUGCUCCACCAGACGGCAAGAGAAUUCUUAAUCCGAGAUACAACAAAAGAUACGGCUGAGGAGUGGGAAGCUCUCGAGCUUUCCGGAGACGCCCGCACGGAAGAUGGUCCUGGAUCAUACCUCUGGAAGCAUUCCAUAGAUCCGGCAGACUGCAACUCGGUUCUAGCAGAAACAUGUAUCCAGUACCUGCUGUCGGAAUUAGUGAAGAAAAAUGCUUCAAUGCUCGAAUACUCAGCCACCUACUGGGCAGAUCACUACCGCCAGUCAAAGGAAGGUUAUCAGGAGGCAGCAAAAGGACUGACACGGAAUCUCUGUCUGCCAUCCGAAACACGCACAACGUGGACUGAACUGCAUAACAAGCACCACCCCAACAAUAUUACCAUUCCUAUGACCGGGUCCCCACUAUGUCUGGUAUCCGCUCUGGGACUCGAGAAAACUGUAAAGAUGUUUUUGGAUGAUCAGGACUCUGCUAGCGGCCAUCUUCAAAACGGAAUUGACUCGAAGGACCGUGAGAAGGGUCGGACACCACUCAUGUGGGCGGCUGCAAGUGGGUUUGUGGCUGUGGUCAAGCUACUACUCGAGAAGGAGGCUAAUCUAGAGGUUAAGGAUUAUAAUAGCCGGACGCCUCUCUCAAAUGCUGCCUACUACGGACAUGAGACGGUGGUCAAGCUACUACUCGAGAAGGGGGCUGACCUAGAGGUCCAGGAUAAAAUUGGCCGGACACCUCUCUCAUGGGCCGCCUGUGACGGAAAUGAGGUAGUGGUCAAGCUGCUACUCGAGAAGGGGGCUGACCUAGAGGUUAAGGAUGAUAUUGGCCGGACGCCUCUCUCAAAUGCCGCCUUCUACGGAAAUGAGACGGUGGUCAAGCUGCUACUCGAGAAGGGGGCUAACCUAGAGGUUAAGGAUGAUAGCGAGGAGCGACCUGCGCUGUUAAUCGAGAAGACAAAACUCCAAGAAAGCAUCAUGGCGUUUGAGUUCCCCGACCACUAUGGCCAGCGAUUCACGCCGACACUCCACCACCAGGCGGAGGGGCCGACAUUGCCAGAGAACAAUCGCCGUUCGCCGUUCGUCGUGGUCGUUACUGGCGCGGGCAAGGGCCUAGGUGUCUACAUAUCGCUCGCGUACGCGCGCGCCGGGGCGACCGGCAUCUGCAUCUCGAGUCGGACGCAGAGUGACCUCGACGCGCUGGAGAAGCGGUUGAAGGAGGUCAACCCGAAGCUGGAGGUCCUCUCGGUGAUCUGUGACACGGCGAAACCCGAGGCGGUCAAGGCGCUCGCGGACCAGGUGCGCGGGAGGUGGAACGGGAGGUUGGACGUGGCCAUUGCGAACGCCGGGGUCAUUUCCCAGUACCUCUACGACACGGACCCCCGGACCGGGGAAAAGACCAACCGGCGCCUGCCCCGGGGCAUCAUCGAGGACGACGACUUCCAGCGCGUCAUCGACAUCAACGUGCUGGGCAGCUACUACGUGGCCAAGUACUUCACGCCGCUGCUCGUCGCGCCGGAGAACCCGAGCACGGUCCGGGGCUACGUCGUCCUCACCAGCCUGGCGUGCCAGCUGACCGAGAGCAGCUUCGUGCCCACGGCGUACAACGUGGCGAAGCUCGCCAACGUCCGCAUGGUCGAACACAUGGCCACGGACCACCGGGCCGAGGGCCUGUUGGCCUUUGCGGUGCACCCGGGCGCGGUCCUGACGCCGCAGACCGAGAACCAUUCGACGCAGAAGGGCGACGCCUGGGACACGCGCUUGACCGAGGACAUCGGGCUGUGCGGCGGCUGGCUGACGUGGUUGACCCGCGAGAGGAGGGAGUGGUUGAGCGGGCGGUACCUCGCCGUGACGUGGGACGUGGACGAGCUGGAGGCCAUGAAGGACGACAUUGUACGCGAGGACAAGUUGAAGUUCAAGAUGGCGGUUUAG